Dichotomopilus funicola is the source of this 945-nucleotide messenger RNA. RefSeq names its product mitochondrial carrier domain-containing protein. The record is from RefSeq and is a predicted model, not a curated record. The transcript has 2 exons. Gene Ontology annotation, molecular function: L-ornithine transmembrane transporter activity. The coding region runs from base 1 to 945 and encodes 314 amino acids. Gene Ontology annotation, cellular component: mitochondrion. NCBI's taxonomy places the organism in Eukaryota, Fungi, Ascomycota, Sordariomycetes, Sordariales, Chaetomiaceae. Gene Ontology annotation, biological process: mitochondrial L-ornithine transmembrane transport.
AUGGCAAACGCACCCGCCGACAUAGACGCCCACGAGGGCUCCGGCUCGUCCUCAGGUCUUCAGACGGCAAAGGACUUGUUUUCGGGCGCCGCAGGCGGCAUUGCCCAAGUAUUGAUCGGGCAACCCUUCGACAUCGUGAAAGUCCGUCUGCAAACUUCCCAAGCCUACCCUUCCGCCGUCGCUGCCGCCACGUCCAUCUACCGCAAUGAAGGUGCGCUCGCCUUCUACAAAGGCACACUGACGCCACUACUGGGUAUCGGCGCAUGUGUGUCCAUUCAGUUCGGGGCGUUCCAUGCCGCGCGCCGCUAUCUCGAGCAGCGCAAGUCUUCCGCCACCGCUGGCUCAACACCACAACAGCUCAGUUACGGCGAGUACUAUGCUGCGGGCGCUUUCGCGGGACUGGCCAACUCGUUUCUCUCCGGGCCGAUCGAGCACGUGCGUAUCCGCCUGCAGACCCAACCUCACGGCGCUGCGAAGCUGUACAACGGGCCGUUAGACUGCGUGCGCAAGCUGUGCUCACCAACAAUCGGGGGCGGCGUGGCGCGCGGAUUGUACCGCGGCGAGGCCGUGACGCUGCUGCGCGAGGCACAGGCAUACGGCAUGUGGUUCCUGGCAUUUGAGUGGCUCAUGAAUGCGGAUGCAGCGCGCAACGGGGUAGACCGCAAGGAGAUUGCCAGCUGGAAGGUGGCGUUCUACGGCGGCCUGGCUGGUGAGGCACUGUGGUUGGGGAGCUACCCGCUCGAUGUGAUCAAGAGCAAGAUGCAGACGGAUGGGUUUGGCGCCGACCAGCGGUACAAGACCAUGCGCGACUGCUUUGCCCAGACUUGGCGCGCUGAAGGCGCUCGCGGCUUUUGGAAGGGCAUCGGGCCAACUCUGUUGAGGGCUAUGCCCGUCAGCGCCGGCACGUUUGCGGUGGUCGAAAUGACUAUGCGGGCUAUCAACUGA